Molecule: messenger RNA, 3776 nt
Organism: Diachasma alloeum
Lineage: Eukaryota; Metazoa; Arthropoda; Insecta; Hymenoptera; Braconidae
Gene: ttk
Product: protein tramtrack, alpha isoform
Exons: 6
Coding region: 248-1906 (552 amino acids)
Biological process (GO): regulation of transcription by RNA polymerase II
Cellular component (GO): nucleus
Molecular function (GO): protein binding
Source: RefSeq, a predicted model, not a curated record
UCGCGCACCGUCUCCCCCUGAGAGCGUAACUGUUCUGACAACCCCACUCGGUGGGUUUUUUUUUUUAAUCAAUUACGCAUCCUGGAAUUUAGGAUGCCAAGGUCACUCGGUAGAAUAACGUGAUAGCCCUGGCCGAUGAAGAUACUACAAGUGAGGAGAGUCUUUCGCAGCAUCAGUAGAAACAUUAGGAUAAAUAGUGUACAGGAGGGCGUAAGCAACGGCAAUUGCGCAAAAGAUUGGAGGUCUCAUGUUAGCGGACAUUAACGGUAACCUGGCGGAUCUGAGAAGCGAAGCGAUGGCGUCGCAGAGGUUUUGUCUGCGUUGGAACAACCAUCAGAGCAAUUUACUCUCUGUAUUCGAUCAGCUGCUCCAUGACGAGGCCUUCGUUGAUGUGACACUUGCUGUCGAGGGACAGUUACUUAAAGCACACAAGAUGGUGCUAUCAGCGUGCAGUCCAUACUUUCAGGCCCUAUUUGUUGGUCAUCCAGACAAACAUCCAAUAGUAAUCCUAAAGGACGUGCCCUACGUCGACAUGCGCAGCCUCCUUGACUUCAUGUACCGUGGCGAAGUGUCAGUCGACCAAGAGCGUCUAACAGCGUUUCUGAGGGUUGCCGAGUCCCUCAGGAUAAAAGGCCUGACCGAAGUUAACGAGGACAAAUGUGAUUUACCAAGUAUAACAUCCUCACUGCUUGGCAAUCAGAACACAGUACCUCCACCGCCACCAAACUUACAUAGAAUAAACCAAAUUGGGCCUCACAAUGUAUCCCACAAGAGGUUCCAUCACAUGUCGAGUCAUCCAUUAUUGGGCUCGGCAUUGACAGCUCCAAAGAGAAAACGUGGUAGGCCAAGAAAAUUGAGUGGCUCAUCAGAUACACCAAUUGGUGAGGGCUCACGUGAGGAUUUGCAGACAUGCUCAUCUGAUCUUGUGCAAGGCUCACCGGAAAUGAUGGAAAUGAAAAUGGGCAUUGAUUUUCAAAGUGAAACAAGCACCGGUGCUAAUACAAGUGGCAAUGGUAAUGCCAAUAACAGUGGUAGUCAUUCGGCUAAUUCAACACCAGGACCAAUGAGGAGUAAGGAGAGUGAACAGCAGCCUAUGGAGAAUGGUGAGCGUGAUACACCCGAGCCCCCUCUAACACCAAGAAUCAAGAGAGAGCCAGAGCCAACGCCAAGUACCUCAGCGCAGGAUUUGCUUCCAACCCUUCCAGCGGAUAUAACCUUCGAGCUCUGUGAGUCCCCCCAGACCCGUGAGGAGAGUCUCCCAGAAUUGACCCAACCCAACAACGGGGAAUCCCCGGACUGUGACAUAAGCGUCGACGGCGCUAACGAGGACAGUCGCCCUGGCGAUACGACUCGCUACAUCAAGACCGAGAGAAUCAGUGGCAUUCACUUUCUCACAGACCAGGAGGAGGACGAGCGCGUGGAACUCCUAGUGCCAAAGUCUGACGCGAGUGACACCGAGCCAGAAGUGAAAAAACAGCUGCUGGAAUACCUCAUACAAAACGACGGUUCCGUAGUCUGCAAGUGGUGCGGUGAGGUCUUGCCAUCGAGGACAAGGUGGUACAGGCACAAGUACAAGCUGCAUGUUACCAGCCAAGUUACUCAACCCGCACCCCUGUUCAAGUGCCACAGCUGUAAUGCGUACUUCAAGUCGCGGAAGGGCUACAUUGGACAUCUCAGCUCGAGACACUCGGAUAAUGAGAAUGAUGAGAACAGGGAGGAGACAGCUAAUAAAAAAUCACGGAGAUCCUCUGAUUUGGGAAAAGGACCGGAUUGGGAGCAGCAGCGUGAAAAAGAAGAGAAGCUCGUUGCGGAUAUAAUAGACCGUGUGAAACGUGAAUGUGAGGCCCAAGGUGAGACCGUAACCAGAAGGGGCUACUCCAGACGUUCCACAGUAAUGAACAGCUGAAUCAAUUAACGAUAAAAGAAAAAUCGAGUGCCAAAGCACGUCUUCUCAAGCAACUCAAGCCAAAAUAUUGAACCGAAAGACCAUUUUUUCUGGUAUAAAGUUCCAUAUAAAAAUAAUCGAGUCUCCACUUUCGCUGUGAAUACGAAACAGAUAUUUAUUUGUAAAUAAACUAAUGAUGAUUGCGCGUUCCAAUCACCGGAUAACAUAAUGAGGAGAUGAGUCUCUCACGUAAAUCAGUGCCAAAUGAAUAACAAGAAGCGAUUGGAUGAAUGAAUCUUCCUUGUAUUUAUGAUGAAUAACGUUAAAGUACCUAUUUAUUAAUUAAACAAGUCUCAGAGACACACCACAUUGUGCGCUCGCUUAAGAGAGCGAUCGUUUGCUCAAGUGUGCAAUAUUGAUGAAUAUAGAAUUAUGCGGGGAAUGCAAUUGUUUUCUCUUGGAUAAUUUUCAAUAAUUGGCGAUCGGGUUCGUUAAUGAAGUAGUGAAGAGGGGGUCAAGGGCUUGCAACUUGUUUUUUUUUGUUUGCAGUGGAUUGGCUCCGGGAGUGGGUUUGGAGGAAAUUUUUUUUUUUUAAAUUGUUUAAUUAUGUUGAUAAUGAGGGGUUUUAGAGGAAAAUUUUAUAAAACAAUUUUGUAGCUAAUUAAAUAGUCAUUUCUCCAGAAAUGUUGAAAUAUCUCGACAGGAAAUAAUUCCACAAAAAAAUGUUGAUGUUGAAUACAUUUUUUUGUAAAAAACCUAGACCUAAAAACCUUUUCCCCACUUGGCCACUUCACUAAUGCCUCAAUCUCUCCUAGUUCUCACUAGUUGUCUCAAAAUCUCACCCCAACAAAUAUUCUUAGACAACUCCUGACACUCCAGUGUCGAUACUCGUCGGCUAGAUAAGUGGAAGUAGCUAGAAACCUCGAGAAAAUUAAGGAAAAAAUCUAGCGUAAAAUUUUAAUCCAGAGUAAUAAGAACCAGAUUAAAGCAAUCGCGAUGAAUUGAAGAUGUUGCGUCGUCGUCGACUCGUCGAUCUGUCCAUUUUAUUUCGAUGGAAUAAUAUCGAAAGUAAUCUCAAUCUCUCUCUCAGAGAUUCGGUGAGAAACAACUCAAAUUUAAACUGCAGUCCUGUCUUUCAUUAUCUCAUCUUAUUUGCAAAAAUAAAUGAAAGGGAGAAAUGAUUGUAUUUAAAUUUGUACAGAUUCCUAAAUGCCGUGAUUUAAUUCGGAGCAGUAGAGAGACUUUUGCUCAUCCUCCCCCUCAAAUUUUGUUAUUACGUCGCUUAUUAAUUGGUUUUCGAUGAAUAUCUUGAAAUCUAAGGCAGAAGGGAAAAUUUUAGGGAAAAUUCGGAGAUAUUCCUCGAAAACACAAAUCGUUUGAGCUAUAUAUAUAUAUACCUGAUAUUUUGUUAUUUAUCGAUUCAUCUGGGUGACCGGUCAUUUAAUGUCAACUACCAUUGAAUAAUGAAUUGUGUGGCAAUAAUUGCGGAGAAAACGAGAUAAGAAACAGUAAGGCUGAUCUUUCACAUAGAGGAAUGCGUUGAGCUCGUGCCAAAUAAAAUGAGAGAGUAUAUUAAUAUUGAUAUAUCAAUGAAAUUAUAUUUAUUUGUUUACAAUGAAGAGGGUAAAUGGCACAGCUGGGUUGAGGGGACUAUAUAUACGUAAUAGUUUGAUAAUUAUUGGGAUGCGGGUUAUGCAUGAUUGAUGAGAAAACAUGUCGGCAAUACAAAAGCAAUAAGUACCUCUGUAAAUCCGUUCGUCCUGAACUAUUCCAGAUGAUAAUGUCCAAAUUUUAAGAAUCAAAAUGUUGAUGCAAUUAAGAGAGCAAUCGCCGGAUUGUAAUGACAAAUGUUUUAAAAUCAAAGAAAUAACUUGACAAAUUUGAGAUUAAC